This is a messenger RNA of Triticum dicoccoides, 2009 nucleotides long. RefSeq names its product LEC14B homolog. Bases 206 to 1624 code for a protein of 472 amino acids. Gene Ontology annotation, molecular function: protein binding. NCBI's taxonomy places the organism in Eukaryota, Viridiplantae, Streptophyta, Magnoliopsida, Poales, Poaceae. Gene Ontology annotation, cellular component: Cul4-RING E3 ubiquitin ligase complex. The transcript is spliced from 10 exons. Gene Ontology annotation, biological process: proteasome-mediated ubiquitin-dependent protein catabolic process. The record is from RefSeq and is a predicted model, not a curated record.
AUCCAGGUACCGCCUCUCCGGCCUCCCGCUUCGAUUUCGCGCUCCGGCGACGCAAUCAGGCGAGCAGAAUCCGCUCCCAAUUUUUUCAGCUUUUUUUACCCCAUCAUUCCAUCGCUGAUUCGAGCGCCGAGAAAGCGAGCGCGAAUCCUACCUACCAAGCCGGUGUUGAGAAGCAGUUCGUUCCUGUGCCCUUUGGUGAGUGGCAAUGGCAGCGGCAGGGAGACUGCGGGGACGGCGGCGGGCGCUCAAGGAGGUGGAGCGCGAGCCCGAGCCGUUCACCAUCGAGGAGGAGGUGUCCCACCUCACCCGGGUUCGGUCGGAGCCGUGCCCCGGCACCCGCGCCGCCAUCCAUGGCGCCAGGCGGAAGAGGGACUUCUCGGCUUUCGAGAUGCUGUCGUCGAGGGAGUCCGGCCUCUCGGGAGGCGGCGGGUUCUGUUCGGCCGACCGCGCCUACGCCGCCGGGAAGCACCUCCCGUCGGAAGGACCGUGGUGCGUGGAAGACAUGGAUAGCGAGGCCUAUGUCUCGCAGUUCUCCAGCGAUGGCUCGCUGCUCGUUGCCGGGUUUCGGGGAAGCCGCAUCAGAGUUUACGAUGCCGAUAGAGGGUGGAAGGUUCAUAAGAACAUAAGCUGCAGAAGUAUGAGGUGGACGGUUUCAGAUAUUGCUCUCUCCCCUGACCAGCGAUACCUUGCCUAUUCCAGUUUGUCGCCUAUUGUUCACAUUGUGAAUGUGCAGAAUGCUGGAAGAGAAUCGGAUGCUAAUGUUACUGAAAUUCACGAGGGUUUGGAAUUCUGUGAUGACGAUGAAUACUCUUUCGGGAUAUUCUCUGUGAAAUUUUCAAAAGAUGGUAGAGAAGUAGUUGUUGGGAACAAUGAUUGUUCAAUACAUGUCUAUGAUCUUGGAGCAAAUAAAGUGUCUGACCGUAUCCGUGCUCAUACGUCUGAUGUCAACACGGUCACCUUUGCGGAUGAAAGUGGCAAUUUGUUGUACUCUGGAAGUGAUGAUAAUCUCUGUAAGGUCUGGGAUAGGCGUUGCCUUGUAAGAGAGAAACCAGCAGGUGUUUUGACAGGUCACUUAGAUGGGAUUACAUGUAUUGAUAGCCGUGGUGAUGGGCGUUAUCUAAUCUCCAACUGCAAGGAUCAGACUAUCAAACUUUGGGACGUCAGAAAGAUGUCCGCCACUGUAAAAGGACGACAACCAAGAUUAUAUGACUGGGACUACAGAUGGAUGUCGUUCCCAUCACAUGCUAGAUAUUAUAAGCAUCCAAAUGAUCUGUCUCUGGCAACAUACAGGGGUCAUUCAGUUCUGCGGACACUUAUCCGCUGCUACUUCUCUCCAAUGCACAGCACGGGCCAGAGGUACAUAUACACUGGAUCAAGUGACGAUUCAGUGCAUAUUUACGAUGUGGUAACCGGGGCGACCGUGAAGAAGCUCUCGUGGCACGGUUCGAUCAUCAGAGACUGCACCUGGCAUCCUUAUUGUCCAACGCUCGUAAGCUCUUCCUGGGACGGCUAUCUGGCCCGGUGGGAGGCAUCAGGUGACAACGAGGACCCCUCGGUGCUCACGUGCGACGAGCAGAGGACUAGCCCUUACGACCAGACAUACGGGCUCUCUUUUGCCCUGUAGUAAGUUGCAGAGGACAUGGCGUGAUAAGCAGAGCCGAGGCGAGCUCGUGAUGAACCUUUAUGUUGGGUUGUGGCGGUUUAUGAUUGAUGUGCUUGUAUGGCAGUAUAAGCACAAGCAGUCAUGCAUUGUAUGUCUGAGGCAACUUGUGCUCCUCUUGCUGUCACUGAUAGAAAAUAGUGAUGUUAACAAGAUGUAGCCGUUGCUUUUGUAAAUUUGUUUGCAGUCGAUCAGGUGGCGUCAGUGACAAAGUCGUAUGUAACUAUGCAAGUUUUUUGUUGUUGUUGAGAGAAUUGUAACUAUGCAAGUUAAUAAUGCAUGUGCAUUCUGUUGCCAUACAGAAAUGUAUAUUUAGUGAUGAGUAAAUAACGCUGGUGAUGCAACAACU